Molecule: messenger RNA, 903 nt
Organism: Humulus lupulus (European hop)
Lineage: Eukaryota; Viridiplantae; Streptophyta; Magnoliopsida; Rosales; Cannabaceae
Exons: 1
Coding region: 1-903 (300 amino acids)
Source: RefSeq, a predicted model, not a curated record
AUGCCAAAUUAUGUUAAGUUCUUAAAGGAUAUCUUGACGAAGAAAAAGAGAUUGGGGGAGUUUGAGACUGUAGCUCUUACAGAGGGUUGCAGUGCUAUGUUGAAAAGUAAGAUCCCUCCUAAGUUGAAAGACCCUGGUAGUUUUACGAUUCCGUGUUCUAUUGGAGGUCGGGAUGUUGGAAGAGCAUUAUGUGAUUUGGGCGCGAGCAUUAACCUCAUGCCAAUGUCUAUCUUUAAGAAGCUGGGUAUUGGUGAAGCACGACCUACGACUGUUACAUUGCAGCUUGCCGAUAGAUCCAUGGCUCAUCCCGAGGGAAAAAUAGAGGAUGUUCUAAUACAAGUUGAUAAGUUUAUUUUUCCGGCCGACUUUAUCAUCCUAGACUAUGAAGCGGAUAGAGAAGUGCCCAUUAUAUUGGGUCGGCCAUUUCUUGCCACGGGGCGUACUCUCAUUGAUGUGCAGAAUGGGGAACUUACUAUGCGAGUUAAUGACCAGCAAGUCACUUUUAGUGUGUUCAAAGCAAUGAAGUUUCCUGAUGAAGUUGAAGAGUGUUCAAAAAUUGAUGUGAUUGACACUCUGGUAGCUGAAAGACUUAACAAAAGUGUGGAAAAAACUGCAAUGGGUACUCAGAUUCUUGAAGACUUUGAGGAUUCUAGUAGUGAGGAAGAGCAGAUAAUUACUUUGGUGGAUUCUUAUAAACCAGCGAAAAAAUUCAACAAAAUUUUUGUGGCUUUGAAUCUGCCAGAAAAGCACUUCCAGCCACCAAAACCGUCUGUUGAAGAGCCACCCCAGCUAGAGUUAAAGCCGCUGCCCAGCCACUUGAAGUAUGUGUACUUGGGUGAAAAUGACACACUGCCUGUAAUAAUUUCUUCCUGCCUGGAGCCUAUUCUGAAGAGUCAUUGCUGA